AUGGUGACCGGGCCCAAGUACAAUGGCAAGUACCUCCAAUCGUUGCUCCGUCGGCACCUCGGCGACACCAAGCUGGACGGGGCUCUCACCAGCGUGGUGAUCCCGGCCUUCGAUAUCACCCACCUGCAACCCACCAUCUUCUCCAGCUACCACCAGCUGAAGAACCAGCCAGCGAAGAACGCGCUCCUGUCAGACAUCGCCAUUGGCACCUCCGCCGCACCCACCUUCUUCCCGGCGCAUUACUUUGAGACCGAAGACGGCAAGGGCGGCACAAGGGCCUUCAACCUCAUUGACGGCGGCGUCGCCGCCAACAACCCUACACUAUGCGCGAUGAGCCAUGUGGCAGAGGACAUCAUCGUGGCUGGGAACGGUGACUUGCUUGGGAAGUCAUACAUGGUCAUCUCCAUCGGCUGCGGGACGUCUUCAAAUCCGAAAGGCAAGUAUAGUGCUAAGGACACCGCCCAGUGGGGCAUCCUGGACUGGAUCCUCAAGGGCAGCACCGUCCCGAUCCUCGACAUGUUCAACGCGGCUAGCGGCGACAUGGUCGACAUCCACCUCUCCAUCCUCUCCGCCGCCCUCGGCUCCUCCCAUCAAUACCUGCGUAUCCAGUACGGUCAACUAAGCGGAAGCGCAGGCUCAAUCGACGACUGCUCCAAAGCUAACUUGGAUAAGCUGGUGGAGAUUGGGAAUGAGCUUCUCGGGAAGAAGGUAUCUCAGGUGGACCUAGAGACAUGCCAGAAUGUGGAGGUACCCGACGAGGGUACCAACGCGGAGCAACUAGCUAAGUUUGCAAAGCAGCUCUCCCAUGAGAGGCGUCGCCGUCACAACGAACUAGCAACUACACAGACCUAG
Messenger RNA from Triticum turgidum subsp. durum (durum wheat), 852 nucleotides. NCBI's taxonomy places the organism in Eukaryota, Viridiplantae, Streptophyta, Magnoliopsida, Poales, Poaceae. The record is from the annotation of a GenBank genome assembly.